AUGAACAAUAAUUUCCACACAUUUUACUACACUGGGUCAAACGCCGCCUUGAGAUUAACACGAGCUUCCAAGAAACCAGCAGCAGUUCAAGAUAGAUUAAAUGGUGCUGUAAUAGGUGGGAUGUACUGGCUGACACUGGUGGACUGGUACUGUGCGUCGUUCACCGUCAUUGUUAUUUGUUUCUGCCAGAUAUGCAUAUUCAGUUACAUCUAUGGUACUGGUCGAAUUAUACAAGAUUUCCAGUUGAUGAUCGGGCGUCGGAUUAGCUACGUGUGGUGGAUCAUUUGGAUGGCUGUCACUCCGCCUGUGCUCCUUUGCAUCCUCGCGAACACUGCGCUCGGUCACUCGGGCGCAGGAUACCGAGGUCGUGCCUUCCCGACCUGGGCUCAGAGCAUCGGCUGGGUCAUGGUCUUCGCAUCCAUCCUGCUCAUUCCGGCCUACUUCCUCUAUUACUUUUGUUGCCGGACUGCAGGCUCGUUCAGACAGCGGAUGACGGCCUGCCUGUCUCCAUCUCCUGCUUGGGGUCCGGCCCAGGAAACACACCGGCAAGAGUGGCAUCAGUACCGCCUCAAACACCCGUUGCGUCACCGGCUCAUUCAUCCGGACCUUUGUGCUACGGAGACCAGUACCUCGCCGGAUGAUGUUUUGCUGAAUACUUUAUAAAUAGAAGUUUUGAUAUCGUUGGGUUUAGCCCAAAUGGCAAACCCUUUCAUCCAUAUGCACAUUCGUAUGCACCUUCCUUAUGUCUUACCUACAGAAAUCAUAACUUCUUUUUGACAUACAUACAUUGACAUUGAACUUAGAUUAUUCACGUUUUUGACUAACUGUUCGAUUAUAUAUAGGUUUCUAUUAAAAUUUGAUUGUUGCA
Penaeus chinensis is the source of this 868-nucleotide messenger RNA. Its product is annotated as sodium- and chloride-dependent glycine transporter 1-like. The transcript is spliced from 7 exons. Gene Ontology annotation, cellular component: membrane. The record is from RefSeq and is a predicted model, not a curated record. NCBI's taxonomy places the organism in Eukaryota, Metazoa, Arthropoda, Malacostraca, Decapoda, Penaeidae. Bases 1 to 663 code for a protein of 220 amino acids. Gene Ontology annotation, biological process: sodium ion transmembrane transport.